AGGUUCUUUCAAAUGGUUGGGUAGCUAUGAGGAACUUAAAAAGUUUUGUGAUAAAAUCUUGAAGAUCGACUCAAGAUGGCUUGUGCCCAGAGUUGGAUGUAAAUCAUUUGAAAACGAAGAUAUAACGAUCAGCUGGUACUCAACAAAUAAUUCACUGAUAAUUAACGGUCAAGAUGGUGAAUCGCUUCGAAACGAGCUUAAAUUGAUCGCAAAACCAAUGGACGAAAGCGUUGGGGAUUCGCAAGAUGACGAAUUGAUUUGUGCCGAAGGCGACAGUAUACAGUAGCUUCAACUCGAAUUCAUGGGAAGGUAGACGAAGUUGUUCAAUCGGAAGAAAGCCCUCAGGUAACUGCCAAGGACUCUUCUGAGUAUGUUUACUUUCAAAAUCAGGUAAGCGAAAUUAAAUCAAAUCUAGAUCAGCACAUUGAUAAAACGAGAGCGGAACUUCAACGAAUAGAGGCAUCUCUUGCAGAUCAAUUUCAGCUAAAAGAAUUACAGUUCAACGAAUGGACAAACGAACUUGCCAAAUAUUGCUUGUCCAACUUAGAGACCCAAAACUGUAAGCUCAAACAAGAAAAUAUUCAGCUUAGGAUCGAUAAGGACAAUCUUAAAGAUAGACUCAAUUCUGUCUCCUACGUUGUCUCUGACCUAAACACCAAAAUUAAAGAUAUCGAAAGUGAAAAGCUUAGUCUAGUCACUGCUAUAAAGCUAUUACAAGAAGACAACAAUUUAUCAACAAUAAAUAACAGAGAUUCGGCUUGCAGUUCGUGGCAAACUUCAAGGUCUAAAGCACAAAGUAAUGCGCAUAAUAUUUCCUCUAAUGGUGGGCAUAAUAUAGCCGUACGCAUGACUGAUCAGAAUAAUCAAACACCAGAGGCAAUGACAAAAACAUCAAAUACGUUUGAUAUCUUGUCUGUGGAAAGUUGUUCUGAUAAUGAAAGCGACACAAAUGUAGAUGAUAGUACUUUGAAGCUCAACACU
Messenger RNA from Paramuricea clavata, 981 nucleotides. The record is from the annotation of a GenBank genome assembly. NCBI's taxonomy places the organism in Eukaryota, Metazoa, Cnidaria, Anthozoa, Malacalcyonacea, Plexauridae.